Molecule: messenger RNA, 2229 nt
Organism: Ilex paraguariensis (yerba mate)
Lineage: Eukaryota; Viridiplantae; Streptophyta; Magnoliopsida; Aquifoliales; Aquifoliaceae
Source: the annotation of a GenBank genome assembly
AUGGCAACAAUUGAUAAAGUUUGUAAGGAGGAAGCAAAUUCAUUCAUCCUUUUUGAUCCUGACAUAGUAAAAGGUCUUUACCGACGGGGACUGGUCUACUUUGAUGUGCCCGUGUAUUCUGAUGAUCGUUUUAAAGUUUCCAGGCUUGAAGGAUUUGUUUCAAACAGAGAGCAGUCCUAUGAAGAUCCAAUCGAGGAGUUGCUGUAUGCUGUUUUUGUGGUUUCAAGUGAGAAUUCAACUGUUGCUGAAUUGUCGGCAACAUUGCAGGCUGAUCUUUCUCAGCUGCAGGCUGCUGCAUCCUUUGCUUGUCGAUUGGGAUGGGCAGUAAAGUUGAUAGACCCUGCAUCGAUUCUUCAGGAAUCAAACCUACCUGGAUCUCCAAAAAGUACCAUCAGCGAUGGAGAAUAUGGUUCUCUUGCUAGUCUGGGCUCCGGAAACAUGUCCACUGAUGUAAGUACUGUUCAUCAAGGAGAUGUUUCAUGGACUGAAAACUAUGGCCCAGCUUCUGGUUACACUCGGAUUGCUUUUGUUGUGGAUGCUAAUAUAACAUCUUAUCUUAUGAUGGGGUCUGUUUCUCCAGGCUUAAAAUCUCAUGCUGUUACCUUAUAUGAAGCUGGAAAACUGGGCCAUGCUAGCAUUGAAGAUCUUUGUAAGGAUCUGAGUACGUUAGAGGGGACAAAAUUUGAGGGAGAACUGCAGGAAUUUGCUAAUCAUGCAUUUAGCCUGCGAUGUGUCCUUGAAUGUCUGACAUCAGGUGGAGUUGUUAAUGAUGAAAGAGAUGAGAUCGGCAUGAUAUCUUCAAGCAGCGAGGAGGCUACUUCUUUAUUAAACAAUGUUUCUCUGACUGACAAAUCAGGGUAUUUGUGUUUGAAUGAACCUGGGGUAAAUAGUGAUAACUCCACACAUUCAGCGACGCAUGAGGAGAAUUCUGACUUGGCUGAACCUGUCAGUGGAAGUACCGAUGGUGAGAAAUUAUCUGCUACUAUAUCUGAAGAGAGUAAUUGUUCAAAUGAGAAUUCUAAACCAGACCUUAAGCUCCAGAAUGAUGAGAAAUCCAUAUCUGCUGAAGGUUUAGAUGUAGGAAAAGGGAUGCCAAGUAGAACAAGAAAAUAUCGGGUGGAUAUUCUCCGAUGUGAAAGCCUGGCUGCGCUUUCACCAGCAACUUUAGAUCGGUUGUUUCUUCGGGACUAUGACAUGGUUGUGUCCAUGGUACCCCUUCCUCAUUCCUCAGUUCUGCCUGGACCCAAAGGUCCCAUUCAUUUUGGUCCUCCCUCUCACUCCUCAAUGACUCCCUGGAUGAAGUUAGUGUUAUAUUCAGAUGUGGCUAGUGGACCCCUAUCAGUUGUUCUGAUGAAGGGCCAGUGUUUGAGAUUGCUUCCUGCACCAUUGGCUGGCUGUGAGAAAGCCCUUUUAUGGUCUUGGGAUGGAUCUACAGUUGGGGGGCUUGGAGGCAAGUUUGAAGGGAGCUUAGUAAAAGGAAAUAUACUUCUACAUUGCUUGAACUCACUUCUUAAACACUCAGCGGUGCUGGUGCAGCCCUUCAGCAGGUAUGACCUUGAUAAGUCUGGAGGAAUCAUUACUAUGGAUAUUCCACUACCCUUGAAGAAUUCCGAUGGUUCAAUUGUUCAUAUAGGGGAGGAACUGGGACUGUGCACAGAAGAAAGUUCAAAGUUGAACUCUCUGUUAACCAAUCUGGCAAAUAAGAUAAAGCUGUGGACCAUUGGCUACAUCCGUGUAUUAAGACUUUUUAAAGAAAGAGAAUCUGAUCCCUUCUCUCCAGAUGAUGAGCAGUAUGAAUGGAUUCCAUUGAGUGUGGAAUUUGGAAUUCCAUUAUUUAGUCCAAAAUUAUGCAACAAUAUAUGCAGAAGAGUGGUUUCUUCACAAUUACUUCAAAUGAAUUUACUUACUGAACAUCAUGAUGCAAUGCAAGAUCUAAGGAAAAGAUUGCGUGAUGUUUGUGCUGAGUACCAGGCAAUCGGACCAACGGCAAGACUUCUCUACCAAAAAGAGCAACCAAAGGAUUCAUCCCGACAACUAAUGAACUAUGCGAGUGGAAGGUGGAACCCACUUGUCGACCCUUCAUCUCCCAUUUCUGGAGCCUCGACCGAGCAUCAGAGACUGAAACUUGCUAAUCGACAACGUUGCCGGACAGAAGUUCUCAGCUUUGAUGGUAACAUUUUGAGGUGUGUCUUAGAUCGUAUAGCUGAUGCUUUAUAUAUUUCACUUUGA